AUGAAUGUCAUCGAAUCUGUCCUGGCUAACAACAGCAUUACUUGGCACAUGACACCACCGAAAGCACCUCACUUCGGCGGUUUAUGGGAGGCCGCAGUUAAGGUCGCUAAAAAGCAGCUGUAUCGGCAACUAGGAAAUUCUCGCCUCCAAUUCGAAGCCAUGUCAACGGUGCUCACACAAAUCGAGGCCAGCAUGAACUCUCGUCCACUUGUUCCACUAUCGGAGGAUCCUGAAGACCUUACUGCACUGACACCCGGCCAUUUUUUGAUCGGUGCACCUAUGCAAUCCCUGCCUGACCACGACGUUCGUUGCAUCCCUACCGAUCGCUUGAGCCAUUAUCAACAGCUGCAGCAGCUGCAUCAAAACUUCUGGCACCGUUGGCGUACUGAAUACCUACAUGAACUACAAAAGAGCCAGAAUAACUUUCGUGCGAACAGCGAAAUCAAGCCUGGACGUCUCGUGAUCUUAGUGGACGAAAUGCAGCCUCCACUGAAAUGGCCCCUCGCUCGAAUCGUGGAUAUCCAUCCGGGAGAGGACGGUUUGAUUCGAGUCGUGACUCUGAAAACAAACAAGGGAAUUGUAAAACGACCCAUCGUCAAAAUUUGCAUGCUGCCACAGGAGGAAACCGACGAAAACACUUCGUUGCUGGAGCCAUCCGCAGGAGAUUCUUCACUACAAUCUGUUCCCACCGUUGGUCCUCUGAUUACGGAUACGUAA
Molecule: messenger RNA, 717 nt
Organism: Ochlerotatus camptorhynchus
Lineage: Eukaryota; Metazoa; Arthropoda; Insecta; Diptera; Culicidae
Exons: 1
Coding region: 1-717 (238 amino acids)
Molecular function (GO): nucleic acid binding
Source: RefSeq, a predicted model, not a curated record